CACUGUCCUAAUUCUCAACUAAAGCAGUAUCAGUAUGUCUAUCUCUCCCUCUCGAGCUCAACCAACCACAGCCCCCGACUUUGUCACCUUGAACUGUCCAGCGUCACCGUCGUUGUUUCUCGCCGGAAAAGAAGCAUAGCUCCGUCACCAUCUUUUUGGUUUCAGUCAUCAGGCGUCAAUCAACUUGUCAUCCGACAAUUCUGUAGUUGUUCCGUCACCGGACUUGUCUCAGUCAUCGCCCAACUCGCCGUGCUACAAUGCAAGAAAACAUCUAUGAAACUUGUUCAGAAGACAUCAGCGAUGAUGAGGUCUAUUUGACCGACCACCCAAAUGAUGAUGAAGAAGAUUAUUAUAUGGGUUCUAUAUCAAAGUUACAAUUCAGGAAAGAUAUUUCUAAGGCUGUUUGGAACGACAAAUUAGGGAUGGCUGAGGUUGUGGAAAAGAAGGGUAAGAUGUGGACAACAACAGCAAUUAUUCGGAACGGCAAGACAUUUUGCUCAAUUGAGGAGACUUUGUUUUUGGCUGAAAUCGGGGCAUUGCUCCUCUUGGAUGAUAAUGAUUCGAGUCUACCUUUAAAAUUUAUUUAUGAGAAGGUUGCAAAAGCGAAGACCGGAUGUUCUUGGGAGCUUUUUGAAGUUUAUAGGCAUCUAAAGUCUCUUGGUUACAUAGUGAGGCGGCAUGGUGUUCCCUGGACUAAGAAGAUCACUGAAGGUAAAAAUGUUGACAUCAUCAGUGACUCUGUUUCUCUUCAAGGCUCUCAAGAAAGAAAUGAAGAUAUGGAUCUCGAAUCAAGGAAAGCUGGUUCUAUUAUUGAUUUAUUCAGUCAUUUGCAGAUUAAUGAAGCAGGACCAGUUUUCGAUGUUUAUCUUCCGAACAGAAAGUUUAAGAAGUCUUGUCCUGGUGAUCCAAACUUUAUGUUAUACUUAAUGAGAGAAAGUAAAGGUGACUGAUAAGUUUAUUUUCCAUCAACAGAAAGAUAAGUAUGUGUGACAAUCUAUGUGCUAACCUACUAGGUCAUCACCAUCUAAAGAAAUUUACUCAUUGUGGCAUUAUAUAUAUAUUGGAUGCCAUUCUUAUUUUGAAAACUAUUUGCAUAAAGUACACAACAUCUUGGCACUCUUGGCGAAUCCUUUGUUGAAUUUGUAAGAAAUCAUUCCAGCAGAGCGUAUUUGAAUUAUAGAUUCAUUGAACUGUAAUUUACCUAUGAAGGUUUACAUUCCUUAUUAUGUUAAAUUGAUAAGAAAGUAAUUUUAUUUUUAAUGUGUGAUAUUUGUAUCUUGCAUCAUGAGAAUUACAACUGGCUUCAAAAGAUUAUACCUGCUUGUGUGAGAAUUUAUUUCUUCUUUUUCAUGAGAACUGUCUUUUACAGUUGGUUCAACACUUUUUUUAGCAUUCAUAUGAAGAUGGAGGGCAACUAUGAACUUCAUUUUCUAUUUUGCUCACUCUUGCAUUUGGGUUGUCCACAAGUGUUAUACGAUCUUGGAAUUUUGGACUGCUAUGUAUUUCUAAAACUUUACAUGGAGACUUGUGUAAUUACUAGCCAACGAUCUUACGUGGAAAGCAUAUGAAUCUGCAAGAACUUUUUACCUUUAUUGACAAACCCUCUGACAGCUUCCUUUUCUUAUAUGGGUAUAUGGUUUUAAUAAAGAUGUAUCCACAAGAUAAUCUGCAUAUGUUCUACUUCUUAGUUUAACGUUUAAUAAAAAUAAGGCUGUUUUUUUUUACUGACUAUUUUCUGGAGGUUGACUCUGGAAACUAAAGGUGGAAGUUCAUACGUGUUUUUGAAAAAUAUAAAAUCUUUAUCCAAGAAGCUGUCUUAUGCUGCAAGCAAAGCCAUGAGGGAAAAUUUUAGUUGUCAAUUUGCGUUGAGCUUUAGAUUACAUCUUUACUAGUUCUUACUAAUUUCUUUAAGAAGCAUGUUUAUUCAUUGUUUAAUAAGUUUUACAUGUCUAAUCUUAUUUAAACUUUCCCUUUACUUGCCUUUUC
This is a messenger RNA of Mangifera indica (mango), 1986 nucleotides long. RefSeq names its product tRNA-splicing endonuclease subunit Sen54-like. Gene Ontology annotation, cellular component: tRNA-intron endonuclease complex. Bases 258 to 950 code for a protein of 230 amino acids. Gene Ontology annotation, biological process: tRNA-type intron splice site recognition and cleavage. The transcript is spliced from 5 exons. The record is from RefSeq and is a predicted model, not a curated record. Lineage: Eukaryota; Viridiplantae; Streptophyta; Magnoliopsida; Sapindales; Anacardiaceae.